Ctenocephalides felis (cat flea) is the source of this 479-nucleotide messenger RNA. RefSeq names its product elongation factor-like GTPase 1. The record is from RefSeq and is a predicted model, not a curated record. Gene Ontology annotation, cellular component: ribonucleoprotein complex; cytosol. Gene Ontology annotation, molecular function: ribosome binding; GTPase activity. The transcript is spliced from 2 exons. NCBI's taxonomy places the organism in Eukaryota, Metazoa, Arthropoda, Insecta, Siphonaptera, Pulicidae. Gene Ontology annotation, biological process: cytosolic ribosome assembly. Bases 31 to 351 code for a protein of 106 amino acids.
AGACGGCACGGACGCAUCCUGUCGGGCGAUAUGACCCUAGGCUCCGGAAGUUUCGACGUGACCGCUGUGCUUCCGGUGGUUGAGAGCUUCCGAUUUGCCCAGGAGAUCCGCAAACAGACCAGCGGAUUAGCUAGUCCUCAGCUUAUGUUCAGUCAUUGGGAAAUUAUAGAUAUUGACCCUUACUGGGUCCCUUCGACGGAGGAGGAGUACCUUCAUUUUGGCGAAAAAGCCGACAGCGCAAAUAGAGCAAGAACUUACAUGGACGCUGUUCGCAGGAGGAAAGGGCUGGCAGUCGAAGAAAAAUUGGUAGAGUUUGCUGAAAAACAACGAACACUAUCCAAGAAGAAGUAGUUAUUGUCUAACUUAAAUUAUAACGUUAUUGAUUAUUAUUUUAUUACUCGUAAUCAUUGCCUUAUUGGAUUGUAAGUGUGUACCUUGUAAUAUUCUAUUUCAUAACUUCAUAAUAUCAGUUUAGUUUC